UCUUUUUUUAAAACCGUCAAUAGUUUUGAGAGUUGCUCUCUUAAGGCUGUCGCUAUUGCGGGGUUUCCCCCGGCCUUAUGUAAGAGUUGCAUUCCUUUAGUUGCAUUCUUUUGUGGCACCGGAGGGGUGGGAGAAGGGACGAGCCGUGAUGUACUGAGUAGCAUUCUGAUAGGCAGAAAUAUUUUUGAUGCUCUGAUGGGGAAGCUACGUCUCGGUAGACUUUAAGAAAAUGGUUCUGCUCCAUGUGAAGCGUGGUGAUGAGAGCCAGUUUUUGCUGGAAACAACAGGCAGCACUUCCAUUGAAGAUUUAACUUUAGCAGUGACAAGGAUCUACAAUGGAAGGCUCAAAGUUCAACGUGUUUGUGCAGAAAUGGAAAUGCUGGCAGAACAUGGUAUUUUAUUACCUCCUAACAUGCAAGGUUUGACAGAUGAACAAAUUGAAGAGCUGAAGUUGAAAGAUGAAUGGGCAGAAAAAUGUAUUCCAAGCGGUGGAAGUGUAUUUAAAAAAGAUGAAAUUGGGCGAAGAAAUGGCCAUGCUCCAAAUGAAAAAAUGAAGCAGGUUCUAAAAGCAACAACAGAAGAAGUCAAGGCACUAAUUUCUAAGAAACAAGUUCAAGCUAAUGUAUAUGUUAAUAUGGAUAUGGUGAAAGAUGCUCUGGAUCAACUUCGAGGAGCUGUGAUGAUUGUUUAUCCAAUGGGACUGCCUCCAUAUGAUCCAAUUAGAAUGGAAUUUGAAAAUAAAGAAGAUCUGUCAGGAACUCAUGCUGCUCUUGAAGUUAUUGAGGAACCAGAGGCACAGUUGUGGUGGGCGGUAAAGGAGCUGAAAAGAACAAAUCAGCUUUCUGACUAUGUGGGCAAAAAUGAUAAAACAAAAAUUAUUGUCAAGAUACAGAAAAAAGGACAAGGUGCUCCAGCCCGAGAACCUGUUAUAAGUAAUGAAGAACAAAAACAAAUGAUGCUUUAUUAUUACAAAAGACAGGAGGAACUAAAGAAAUUAGAAGAAAAUGAUGAUGAUUCCUGUUUAGAUUCUGAAUGGGCUGACAGUCAUGCUUUGAAAAGACAUUUUCAUGGUGUAAAGGACAUCAAAUGGAGACCAAGAUAAAAUGAGUUGUAUAGAUUUAUUUUUAACAAAAUUCAUGAAUCUACUGGUUAUAGUGGAUAUAUGAAUACAAAUCUGUGCAUUGUAUAUUCUUAAUUGUAGUGCCAUAGAAGAAAUUUAUUAUGGAGUUUGGUUCAAUAUUAGUCUCAGUCUUAUGCACAAGCCACACUUUACCAGUAGAACGGGUUGUGUUGUGUUGUGUUGAAAAUCAGUUUUAAUAGACUAUCAGAUCAGAUGCUUACAUUUUAAAAAGCUGUCAUACUAAUAAAUAAGUUUGUCCUUGUUCUGCA
Molecule: messenger RNA, 1389 nt
Organism: Heteronotia binoei (common prickly gecko)
Lineage: Eukaryota; Metazoa; Chordata; Lepidosauria; Squamata; Gekkonidae
Gene: CFAP298
Product: cilia and flagella associated protein 298
Exons: 8
Coding region: 230-1102 (290 amino acids)
Biological process (GO): regulation of cilium movement
Source: RefSeq, a predicted model, not a curated record